This is a messenger RNA of Ruditapes philippinarum (Manila clam), 2122 nucleotides long. RefSeq lists its product as uncharacterized. Bases 102 to 983 code for a protein of 293 amino acids. The record is from RefSeq and is a predicted model, not a curated record. The transcript has 6 exons. NCBI's taxonomy places the organism in Eukaryota, Metazoa, Mollusca, Bivalvia, Venerida, Veneridae.
UCCAUUAACCUGGACAUCACGGGUUCCCACAUAUCUACUUAUAUAUACGUAUUUAAGGGAGAAAAAGUAUACACUCUUACAACAUAUAUCAAACAUCUGUUAUGAUGAAUCGUUUAUGUAAAUUAGGGUUAAUUACGCUGUGUGUAGUUAUUAUCGUUGAACAUGUUGUGUGCAGGUCAGUUGGAGUUAAGAAACAGGAAUGCUACGGGGAUAUAUGUAAUAAAUGGUCAGAUGAUCAGUUCUGCUCAGACAUAUUUAAAAUGUGCCGGAAUUGUGCGGAAGUUGUGACGGAUUGCGGCACAAAAAAACAACCUCAAGAAUGCUUUCAAUUCUGUGUUUCACAUUACGCAAAGUUGGAACAGGAAAGAGAAAAAAAUUCAACAUGUAGUUUACCAAGACUUGCCAAUGGGAUGGUGAAUACUUCUAAUAUAAACACAAACGGCCGUGUAACUAUCCAUUCGGAUGUAACAUUUAGCUGCCAUAUGGGUUACACAUUAGAAGGGGUCGUCUCAAAAAGGUGCCUUGGUAAUGAUAAUUGGACAGAUGUGGACACUCCUAUCUGUAUUGAUAAUUCAUAUAUAGCUUGGAAGGACUCUGGCAUACCUUUAAUUGUUUCAUGUUCAGCACUCCUUAUUUUGAAUAUCAUCCUUUUGAUAACAUUGGGCAAACGAGAGAAACAAUGUUUGAAGAAAAUUUUAAUGUCAAACUGUAAAAAUGACGGAAGUGAAUUUUAUAAAACAGAUCCUAAUGAAGAACUCGCACUCUUAGACAGGAAAUCAACGGAUGAAAACAAAGAAGCUAAUGCCAUUUCUAAUAAAGAAAACGAAGUUGAAUGUGCCAAAUCACCGAUAAAAACUUCACCACCACCACCACCACCACCACAACAACAACAACAACUACCGUCAUCAUCAUCAUCAACAACAGUGACAACUACAGGAACAUCAUCAUCAACUUCUGCCAGUAUUGACAAAAUACUGAAAUAAAUCCAUGCGUUAAUGGAUGCCAGGCUGUGGGUAACAAUGUAAAUUUUACGCUGGUAAACGUGCUUACCGGUGCGGACCAAAUCAACACAGACACUGGUCUGGAUGAUAAAGAAAAUAAAAAUGCUCAAAAUUCUGAUGGACAAGAAUCAGUGAAAAGUCCAACAAAGGACACUACAGUUACGGAAGAAUCGCAGGAAACUGUUGAAGCGUUUCAAGAAACUCAAGGGACGCGCUUGAGUAAAGCAGCAGAAACAGAAGAAAAUGCCCCUUUAAAUGAUAAUGACUAUGCAAGGCAAGAGCCAAAUUUAGUCGGUUAUAAUGACAGGGCAUUUGUUGCAACUGGGUCACGUUGUAAGACACCCAAUUGUCCUAACGGUUAGGUACUUCAUUUAUAUCUAAGGGUAAAAGUAUUAUAUGUUUAUUUACUUACACAUGUAUCGGAGGGCAUUUUAGAACUUACAUAGCAUACAAAUAAGAGUUUGCAAAAAAUGUCCCGUUAAAUAAGAAUAAUGCUUAUGAUAUACUUUUCUUUCGUUCUUUCUUCCUUUCUUUUUUCUUUCUUCCUUUAUUUAUUUCUUUGUUUGUUUGUUUCUUUAUUUAUUUAUCUGUUUAAAUUUAUUUAUUUGGUAUUAUGUUAAUGUCUUAUUCGUAUAGUGCUUAAAGCCAUGAAUUCAAAAAUCAUAAAUUGCGAAAUUUGUUUUUAACCUUGUAGAAUUCAUUAGAUAUAAAGUUUUUUUUAAUUUUUAAAAUGUACUUAAUGUUAAAACAGGAUACUUGAUUUCUGAUAAUGAUGGGGAAAAACAACCCAAAACUGCGACAUUUGAUCGUAUUAUUUAAGAUGUAUGUUUGUUCAAAAGAGGGAUGUUUAGAAUUAUUGAAUUUUUAUUUUAAAUCUUACUAAAAGAAUAAAGAAAGUUUGUUGAGCAGUGUCAUGUUUUAUAACCAAACAUAAAUCAGGGAUCUUAAAAUCCGUUGUCUUAACAAUCAUUUAAAUGAAAAUAUGAAGUAUGAUUUGCUCAUUGAGUUACUUUAUAUCAAUACUUGUAAGAUUAUUCAUUUCAUACAUCUAUAAUGUUUGUAAAUAAUGUUAAUAUUAUGUUAACAUCCGAAAUAAAUGUUUUCUUUAAAUAUUCGGUUGU